This is a messenger RNA of Pollicipes pollicipes, 2076 nucleotides long. Its product is annotated as alpha-mannosidase 2x-like. Gene Ontology annotation, molecular function: carbohydrate binding; alpha-mannosidase activity. Gene Ontology annotation, cellular component: Golgi membrane. Lineage: Eukaryota; Metazoa; Arthropoda; Thecostraca; Pollicipedomorpha; Pollicipedidae. The record is from RefSeq and is a predicted model, not a curated record. Gene Ontology annotation, biological process: protein deglycosylation; N-glycan processing; mannose metabolic process.
AUGCUGGAUCUCUACAAGGAGAUGCCUUUCGACAACCCCGACGGUGGCGCCUGGAAGCAGGGCUGGAGUUUGACCUACGACACCAGCCAGUGGAGCGCGGCGAAGAAGCUGCGCGUCUUCGUGGUGCCCCACUCGAACAACGACCCCGGGUGGAUCAAGACGUUCGAGCAGUACUACGCGGGUCAGACCCGCAAUCUCAACUCGAUGGUGGCGAUGCUGGAGCGCUUCCCGCGCAUGAAGUUCAUCUGGGCUGAGAUCUCGUACCUGGACCUCUGGUGGAACGAGAUCUCACCCGAGGUCAAGGCCAGGCUGGUGUCGCGGGGUCAGCUGGAGCUGGUGACGGCCGGCUGGGUGAUGCCGGACGAGGCCAACACGCACUACUGGGCCGUCCUCGAGCAGCUGGUCACCGGACACGAGUGGCUGCGGCUGAACCUGAACGCCACCGUCAGUAACGGCUGGUCGAUCGACCCGUUCGGCCUCUCGCCGACCUUGGCGUACGUGCUGCGCCGCUCCGGCCUCGACCACAUGGUGAUCCAGCGCGCCCAUUACGCCGUCAAGCGCCGCCUAGCGCGGCACAAGCAGCUCGAGUUCUGGUGGCGGCAGACCUGGGACAGCGGCGACAGCACCGACAUGUUCUGCCACGUGAUGCCGUUCUACAGCUACGACGCGCCGCACUCGCCGGCGCCGACCUGCUACCGGAGAACCAUGCAUUGUCCUGGUAUGGUUCGCGGCGGUGUGUGCUGCCAGUUUGACUUCGCGCGGCUGCCCGGCGGCAAGUACAACUGUCCGUGGCGCGUAGCGCCGCGGCCAAUCAACGACGGCAACGUCGCCGAGAGGGCGGCCACGCUGCUGGACCAGUACCGGAAGAAGGCGCAGCUGUACAACAGCCGGGUGGUGAUGGUGCCGCUGGGCGACGACUUCCGCUACGACAGCGCGCACGAGUGGGAGGCGCAGUACGUCAACUACCAGCGCCUCUUCGAUCACAUGAACGGCCAGACGGACUGGCACGUGGAGGCCCAGUUCGGUACGCUGGCCGACUACUUCGCGGCGCUGGAGGCGGACGCACGGAAGGAGGCGGCGGCCGGCCUGGCGGCCUUCCCCCGGCUCUCCGGCGACUUCUUCACCUACGCCGACAAGAACGACGAGUACUGGAGCGGCUACUACACGUCGCGUCCCUUCCACAAGAGCAUGGACCGCGUGCUCAUCAGCCAGCUGCGGGCUGCCGAGCUGCUGUAUUCGCUGGCGCUGGCGGCGGUCGGCCCCUCGCCGUCGGUAGAGCUCUCUUCGCACACGUCCCAGCUUCUGGCCGACCUGGUGCUGGCCCGGCGCGCGCUCAGCCUCUUCCAGCACCACGACGGCAUCACCGGCACCGCCAAGGACAGGGUGGUCAUCGACUACGGCAACAAGCUGCUGAAGGCGCUGGAGCGGUGCCAGCGCGUGCUGCAGCAGUCGGCGCAGGCGCUGCUGCUGCCGGAGCCGGCCGCCUGGCAGCCCGACAUCAGCGCCGUGUACUGGGAGCCGGCCGAGCGGCGGCGCGGCCCUGAGCGGCUGGCCGAGCGGCGCACGCUGUCGCUGGCCGACGGCGAGCGCGCCGUGCUCGUCUACAACGACCUGGCGCACCGGCGCGUCGAGGCCGUCAGCCUGCACGUGUCCAGCGCGCACGUGGAGGUCACGGACCCGCGAGGGCGAGUGUUGAAGUCGCAGUGCGCGCCCGUUUUCGACGGUGUCGCCGCCCUGGUGGACGGCGUGCACAAGCUGACGUUCGUGGCGACGCUGGCGCCGCUCAGCCUCGCCGUCUUCACUGUGCGCCAGGUGGCGCCGAUGGAGAACGGCCGGCACGAGCUGGCGCUCGUGACGCUGGUGCACGUGCCGAAGGGGCAGCAAGUGUCGCCGGGCCGGGCCGCUCCAUACGCCGUCGAGUACUCGCCGCCUGCCCCCGUCACCUUCGGCUCCACCGACCUGACGCUGGAGCUGGGGCCUGACGGUCUGAUGACGUCACUGACGCGCGUGGGAUACGGUACGGACGCCGCCUGGCGCCGCGGCGGGGCCUUGGGCUCGUGCGGCGCUGGUCGGUGA